UUGUCUCCAUACCUGUCCAAAAAGAGGCCCUCUGCAAAAAACCAUGCAGAACCCCGUCCAUAAUCACAGCCCCAGCUCCUGCCACCUCCUGUUUUCCCCUGCCAUAUGCCUCAGAAUGAAGACACAGUACUUGUCCAGCCAUCAACAUCGGCUACACCACCAAGGGCCCUUACCCCUGUGCAAUCUGGCCGUGAUCACAUCAUACUACGGGCACUGGAGGAGCUGAUGGUGCAGGUUCGACAGAACACCCUGCUUUUGCAGGCUCUUACUAGCAGACAACCGGUCCAGAACACCAGCCAGUUGUCUGAAGAGUACAAAUUCCCAAUGACCUGUGAUGAGGACCUCACAAGAGUUGAGAAGUUAUUAGACAAACCACAAAAGAAAGCCCUGACUGCAUACCUCGCAACACUGGGAGGUUGCAACCCCGGGGAUGUGGUAAGGCGAAUGCUGCGCCACAUCCUGGAUGACGAAUUCGCACAGCAAUUCAACUGGCUGGGGCGAGGGGGGAGAAAGAAGGCUUUUUCAGCCUUUAAGAUUACUGCUGUGAUACGAGGUGCAUCGGCUGUUCAGAAAAUAACCGCCAGUGAUUGUGAGGCAGUCAUGAAAAACUGGCUGAAGUACAGUGGUGACAGGAGUGGAGGGAGAAAGAGGAGAGCUGGGAGACAGCAGGGAGGUGAUGAUACAGUGUCCAGGGACGACAGCAGCAGCAGCAGCAGCAGCAUGGAUGAUGACGACUUUUAAGUUAUUUAU
Alosa sapidissima (American shad) is the source of this 750-nucleotide messenger RNA. RefSeq lists its product as uncharacterized. The transcript is spliced from 7 exons. The record is from RefSeq and is a predicted model, not a curated record. Bases 106 to 741 code for a protein of 211 amino acids. Lineage: Eukaryota; Metazoa; Chordata; Actinopteri; Clupeiformes; Clupeidae.